AUGUCUCGACUAGCUCCCGGGGUCUUCUUGGUCUUGGCUUCGGGGCUGACUGAUCUCUCCUUCUCCGUCUCUCACUUGGUCACGCAUUCAACACAGGUCCUCUCCAACAUCCUUUUCCUCUCUUCCACCCUUCCGUCGCGGCGAUGUUUCAGGUAUGCAUUUAGUCUCCCUCUCUCUGCCCUGAUCCCCUUUGUCUCUCUAGCCACCCCCGGCUCACUCGUCACCCCCCAGCGCCUCCGCGACGCGAUCGACUCUCGUAUAGCAGAGGAACAGGCCCGCCAGAAGACGGCCCAGGAUAACGUCUCUCGAUCCGUUUCGGGCCGCCGUGCAGCUACAUCCCGCAACCUCUCUCCUGGUCGUCGGCCACAACGUCCCAGGCGGACCACCAGUACCCCCACCCGAGGCCCUGACCCAAAGGAAUUCGAGCCCGAGUUUGCUAUCGGAGAUGACGAAUCCAGUGGACCCGCUACGCCUCAGCCGGAGACCUUGAAGCCGGACGCGGAGGUAACAACGCUCAAUGAAAGCGCCGAGGCAGAGGAACAAGAAAGUAAAGCGCCGGCAGAGUCGUCUGCAGCAGAGGAUGCGACAGCUCCAGACGCCGUGUCCAAUGAUGAAGCAGCACCGGAGUUGCCAACAGAGGUGAGGGCGAAGCUCCGGAGACUAGAGAAGCUGGAGCCACGAUACCAUGAGCUUCUCAAGGCGUAUCGUGUUGCUCAUGCACGAGUCCUCUCCAUCGAACCCUUCGAAGCCGCCCUGCGCGAGAAUACGCCUCUCUCAUCGAUCGCCGAGCCGAAGGCACUUACGGAGUAUCUGAACCAGUCCACUCUCAAGAGUGAUAUGGUGAUGGAAGAGCUGAAGCGGGUAUCAACCGAAAAGGACGAUUACAAAAAGAAACUGGACGAAGCUGAGAACUCCGCCAAGGAGCUUCGGGAGGAGGUGGUUCGUCUUAAAAAGGAUAAGCCAGAGGACGAGCAGACAAAACCUACCGACGAAGGUCAGGAGACGAGUGAAGAGUUCUUUUCGUUCGAGAACGAAAUCCCUCGGCUGGAAGGAGAAUUAAAGGAACGGCAAGAAGAGGUUGACGAGCUGAAGUCGCAGGUGGAAAACCUCAAACGUGACCUGUCAGUCGCACAGGAGUCUACGGAAGGCAUGGUGCAGAACUUGGAAUCGGCGACUCGCGAGCUGGUCGAGUUGCGUGAUACCAAGGAUCGACUAGAUGCCGAGAUUGAUGACCUGAAGACUUCCAAGCAGACGGAUGUGGACGACCUCAAAGCCAAGCUCGGUACCGCCGAAUCCUCCAUCGGACAGGUCACUGCUGAACUGGACAAGCUGAAGACGCAACUGCAAGGCAAGGCCGAUGAACUUGAAAAGCUCCAGGUUCAGGCCUCUCAGUCGGGGAAGGCGACAGCGGCUGCGGCUGAUCCGGAACUUGCCGCGCAACUGGAGAAGGCCAAGGAAGAGAAGGAGGCUAGCGAGAAGCGUCUCGGUGUCCUCCAAGGCCUGGUGGAUAGCCUUCGAUCCCAACUUAGAGAUACGGAAUCGAGCGUGUCCGAUUUGAAAGCAGAGAUCAACGAAAAGUCGGAAAGUUCCACUAAACUCCAAAAUAUUGUCGACUGGGUGGACGUCAACUUGAAGGAUCAUGCCUCCUGGACCUCCGCUAAAGAGAAAGUCUCUGCAGGCCAGACAGCCGACUUUGAGGAGGUCCGCAAGAGCCUGGCGCCUGCGACAACGGAGGCCACUCCCACUACUCCUGAAGCUGAAAUCGACUCCCAGACCCAAUCUACCGCGGCCGCCAAUGCUGGUGCUGGUGCUGGCAAGAAGAAGAAUAAGAAAAAGAAGAAGGGUGGCAAGGCUACCGAUGAAUCACCCAAACCAGCUACUACCGCCACUCUUGUAGAACAACCCUCGAGUGCAACUUCGGGUUCGUCCGACUUGGUCGAACUUAAGCAAACGAUUGAAACCCUUACGCAGCAAUUGGCUGAGAAGGAAUCUGCAAUUGAACGCCUCAGCUCGAAGUUGAAGGGAGAAGAUGACCUGAAGGAGGAGAUCGAGUCCUUGCGCGAUGACCUGGUGAACGUCGGCCAGGAGCAUGUUGAGGCGAAGGACAAGAUCAAGGAACUUUCGGCAGAAAAAUCUGCCCUCGAAGAAACAAUCAGCAGACUGGAAAAAGAACUCGUUGAUCUGCGAACCAACAGCGCAUCGAACACUGCCGACUCAGCGAAGGUGCACGGUGAUUUGAAAGACGAAUUCGAGCGCCUCAAAGUCCAGGCAGCCACGCUGGAGACGGAUCUUUCUGCGGCGCAGCAGCUAGCAGCCACUCGUUUCAAGGACCUGACAGAUCUGCGUGAGACGCUUCAGAAGAUCCAGCCCGAGUUGCGGAAUCUGCGCGCCGAGUCGUCAGAGUUGAAGGCCAUGAAGGAAACGCUGAGCAGCAACAACUCAGAGCUGAAAGCGCUCGAGGGCAAGCAUGAGGAUCUUCAGAUCGAGCUGAAGAAUGCCAAGUCGAAGAUCACGGAGCGCGAGUCCGAGGUGAAAACGCUGAAUAAGAAGGUACGGCAAGAGACAGACAGCCGCCUGAAAGCGGAGGAGAAUCUCACAGUUGCCCGAUCGAAUCUACGGUCUGCCGAGUCGAAGAAACAAGAGGCCAUCAACGCGAAGGAGAAGACGGCCACCGAUCUAUCCAAAGCCCAGGAUGGACUGAAGGGCUCUCGCGCCAAGAUCCAAGAGAUGGAAGAACAAAUGUCUCAGCUGAACAAAGACCUAGAGGGUCUUCGAGAAGAGAUUGAGCUGAAGACGGCACAACACUCCAGCGCCCAGAGUCUGAUGAACAGCAUGCGCGACCAGACUGCCGAGAUGGCGAUGCAGAUGAAAGAAGCUCGGGAGCGGUGUGACAGCUUGGAAGAGGAAUUGGCGGAUGCCCAUCGCUUGUUGAGCGAGCGAACCCGCGAGGGCGAGACCAUGCGCCGUCUGCUGAAUGAUAUUGAAAGUCGUGCGGAGGCCAAGGUCCGCGAUUCCAAGGAGCGCCUGGAGCAGGCCAUCGAGGAACGAGACCGAGCCGAAGAUGAGGCCAGCACGCAUGGCCGGCGCCGAGCACGCGAGAUCGAGGAGUUGAAGGGCAAGAUCCGUGAAGCGGAACGAGCUCUGCGCACCGUGGAACAGGACAAAGAGGAGUUGGAAUACUCCCAGAAGGACUGGCGCCGCCGCCGAGAUGAGCUGGAGUCGCUCUCCGAAAGGUCCGCGCAGGAAGUAAGCGAAAUCCGGCAGGCUAUGGCGGGCCUCCGUGAAGCGCUCGAUGAACGCGAGAAACAAGUGCGCGACCUGGAGAAAGAACGGGCUGAGCUGCGUCGCUCGGUUGAGGAAACCAACAGCCGCCUGGAGCGGUUGCGUCGAUCGCACAAGACUCUGGGUGAGGAUGUUCGCCUUCGCAGCCUCGAGACCGGCCGCCAGUCCUCGCGAUCGUCGAUGGACUCGCGAGGAGUGGCAUCUCCGUCUGGCCAGGACCGCAGUGUCUCUGCCCAGCGCAGCGAGACUCCUCCCACGACGGGCACGACUGCGCAGAUCGACUACAUGUAUCUGAAGAAUGUUCUUCUGCAGUUCCUGGAGCAGAAGGACAAGAACUAUCAGAAACAGCUGAUUCCGGUGCUGGGGAUGCUGCUCCAUUUCGACCGGGCGGACGAACAAAAGCUCAUCUCCAAAUCCACGGCUUUUCCCUCCAAAACUUCCUUCUACCUACCCACUCCCUCUUCCUUGUUUCCUGGCCAUAAUGACCGACUCACCCACCAUUCGCCUGGCCACGGCCGAGGGCAAGUCUUCCUUCUUCUCUCCUGGUUCUGUCCGCACAUUAACCUUCCACACCCAGACGUACCGCUGAUCCUCCAAUUCAUCCGCGAGCUGGCCGACUACGAAAAAGCCCUCCAUGAAGUCGAGGCCACCGAGGAAUCGCUCCUGGCGACGCUUUCCUUCCCCGACACGCCCCCUAAGCGCGGCACCGUGUACACGGCCCUGAUCACCCCGCCCCCCAGCGCGGACCAACCUUCGCCGAUCCCCGUGGGCAUGGCGCUCUUCUUCUACAACUACUCGACCUGGCGGGCCGCCCCAGGCAUCUACCUGGAAGAUCUCUACGUGCAGCCAAGCGCGCGCGGCCACGGGUACGGGUUCAAGCUCCUCAAGUAUCUGGCGCAGAAGGUGGUCGAGGUGCGCGGGCGGCGGCUGGAGUGGAGUGUGCUACGAUGGAACAAGCCAUCAAUUGAUUUCUACGAGCGGGUUGGGGCGAAGGGCAUGGAGGAGUGGAUGAAGAUGAUGGUCGAAGGCGAGGCCUUGGAUCGGUUGGCUGCGGAGGUGUAG
Penicillium riverlandense is the source of this 4344-nucleotide messenger RNA. RefSeq names its product putative vesicle-mediated transport protein (Imh1). The record is from RefSeq and is a predicted model, not a curated record. Gene Ontology annotation, molecular function: N-acetyltransferase activity. Bases 1 to 4344 code for a protein of 1447 amino acids. Gene Ontology annotation, biological process: protein acetylation. NCBI's taxonomy places the organism in Eukaryota, Fungi, Ascomycota, Eurotiomycetes, Eurotiales, Aspergillaceae. The transcript has 5 exons.